This is a messenger RNA of Drosophila ficusphila, 426 nucleotides long. RefSeq names its product glycine-rich cell wall structural protein 2. The transcript has a single exon. The record is from RefSeq and is a predicted model, not a curated record. Lineage: Eukaryota; Metazoa; Arthropoda; Insecta; Diptera; Drosophilidae. Bases 1 to 426 code for a protein of 141 amino acids.
AUGAAGACCCUGAUUGUUCUUGUUCUGUUGGUGGCAGUCGUCUCGGCUUUGCCGCAAUUCGGAUACGGACCCGGAUUCGGAGGUGGCGGAUUUGGAGGCCCCGGAUUCGGAGGACCCGGAUUUGGCGGCGGAUACGGCGGACCCGGAUUUGGUGGUGGCGGAUUUGGUCCCGGCUAUGGUGGUUAUGGAGGAGGACCCUACGGCGGAUUUGGCGGUAAUCCCUACGGUGGAUUCGGUGGAGGAUUUGGCGGCCGCCGUCGCCACUUCGGCGGUGGACGUGGUGGUUUUGGUGGUGGCGGCGGUGGCGGUGGUGCUGCCUCAGCCUCCGCCUCAUCGAGCGCAUCUGCAGCAGGAGGAGGUGGUGGAGCCGCCUCCUCAUCCGCCUCUUCAUCCGCCUCGGCCGCCGGCGGUGGCUUCUUCGGUUAA